Molecule: messenger RNA, 402 nt
Organism: Aspergillus niger
Lineage: Eukaryota; Fungi; Ascomycota; Eurotiomycetes; Eurotiales; Aspergillaceae
Exons: 2
Coding region: 1-402 (133 amino acids)
Source: RefSeq, a predicted model, not a curated record
AUGCGCCGUGACCAGUGCCCGUUUCUCAAAGCAAGGGAUAGACGGCAUCAACUAGGGUGUACUCUACACAAUGUGCACGGUAAGGAGUUAUUUGAUGUAGAUUGUCUAGAAGCAGCCCCCAGGAAUGUGGCGGUGCUCGGUUUUUCUCGAAGAUGCAAUGUUCUAGAGCCAGCGAUGCCAUUUGGUCGCCCCAUGAGGGUUACAUGCAGUAAGAACGUGGAUAUCAUCCCAUUGCAAACCGGAUUUGUCAAGCGUUUUGCCUCUGGGAUGGCGUCAUGGGUGAUUAGUGAAGGUGGAUGGACCAAACAAUGCUCACGGUUUUGGAUGCGGUCGCUCCUCGGACUACCGCUUUGGGCACCCCGACAAGCGCUUGAGCCGCUGAUUGGCGCGACACCCCAAUGA